This is a messenger RNA of Mercurialis annua (annual mercury), 973 nucleotides long. Its product is annotated as receptor-like protein EIX2. NCBI's taxonomy places the organism in Eukaryota, Viridiplantae, Streptophyta, Magnoliopsida, Malpighiales, Euphorbiaceae. Bases 1 to 786 code for a protein of 261 amino acids. The record is from RefSeq and is a predicted model, not a curated record. The transcript has 2 exons.
AUGGCAACUCUCUGUAUUAUUGAUUACUGGUCCUACUACGUAAUAGCAUUGUCUGUCCUUCUUGCUUACCUGUCAACUUUAAUUCACUCUAGACUUCAAGUCAUCCGCACCACAGCAUACGUAAAAGAAGAGGUCAAUACAGGAUACUUAAAUAUUGAUCAUUAUAAACAGCUUAUUUUAUAUUUCUCAUCAGCAUCUCUAAAACUCUACACCAUGAGGAUUUGGUCACUUGUUUUUCUUGGAUUGCUCAUAUCGGCAACUAACUAUUGUACAAGCCCUUGCCAUGGCAACACAAGUGUUUUAUGCAUUGAAAGUGAGAGGCAAGCUCUUCUUAGGUUCAAGCAAGAUCUUAUGGAUCCUGAUAACAGACUUAAUUCAUGGUCGGCUGCGGAGUUGGAUUGCUGCAAUUGGACUGGAAUUGUAUGCGACAGUCUAACAGGCCAUGUCCAAGAGCUCAACCUCAGUUAUUCCGAAAGUGAAUAUGAUCAAGGAAGAUCCAUGUUUAACGGUAGCAUAAACCUUUCCUUGCUUGAAUUAAAGCAUCUAAAAUUGCUGGACUUAAGCUACAACAAUUUUGGAGGGAAUCCAAUUCCAAGCUUCAUUGGUUCUCUGGUAAGUUUGAGAUAUCUUAAGCUUUCUAUGGCAGGGUUCAAGGGAUUAGUCCCACACCAACUUGGAAAUCUUUCCAGUUUACACUACCUUGUUGUUGAAGGUAACUAUGAACGAGAUGGUCAAAAUUCACUCUAUGUGGAUAAUCUUGAUUGGCUUUCGAGCAUGCAUUCAUGAUAAUAAAAGGAAGAAAUGUUGAAUAUAUCACCAAUAUACUAUCACUUGCAACCGGCAUUGAUCUUUCUAACAAUAACCUCUCAGGAGAGAUUCCAAGAGAAAUAACUGCUCUAAUUGCACUGAUAUCAUUGAAUUUAUCCGGAAAUCAUUUGACAGGAGAACUCCCAAACAAUAUUGGCCGUAUGAA